CGCGGGCUGCGCUGGCGGCGGGCGGAGCCGCUCUUGGCCUUUUUUAGGCGUCUCCCUGCUCCGCGCCCCCAGACCUGCUGGCGGGCGCUCGGCGGGCUCCGCGGCGGCAGGGAGUCCGGAGACGACCCCGGUUCAGCGCGCGGCCACCAUGACGGGAAGCAACAUGUCCAGCGCCUUGGCCAAUGCGGUGUGCCAGCGCUGCCAGGCGCGCUUCGCCCCCGCAGAGCGGAUCGUCAACAGCAACGGAGAGCUGUACCAUGAGCACUGCUUCGUGUGUGCCCAGUGCUUCCGGCCGUUCCCCGAGGGGCUCUUCUACGAGUUCGAAGGCCGGAAGUACUGUGAACACGACUUCCAAAUGCUGUUUGCUCCGUGCUGCGGAUCCUGUGGUGAGUUCAUCAUCGGCCGUGUCAUCAAGGCCAUGAACAACAGCUGGCACCCGGGGUGCUUCCGCUGUGAGCUGUGUGACGUGGAGCUGGCUGACCUGGGCUUUGUGAAGAACGCGGGCAGGCACCUGUGCCGGCCCUGCCACAACCGUGAGAAGGCCAAGGGCCUAGGCAAGUACAUCUGUCAGCGGUGCCACCUGGUCAUCGACGAGCAGCCCCUCAUGUUCAGGAAUGAUGCGUACCACGCGGACCACUUCAGCUGCACCCACUGUGGGAAGGAGCUGACUGCUGAGGCCCGCGAGCUGAAGGGUGAGCUCUACUGCCUGCCCUGCCAUGACAAGAUGGGCGUCCCCAUCUGUGGGGCCUGCCGCCGGCCCAUCGAGGGCCGUGUGGUCAACGCGCUGGGCAAGCAGUGGCAUGUGGAGCACUUUGUCUGUGCCAAGUGUGAGAAGCCAUUCCUGGGUCACCGGCACUAUGAGAAGAAGGGCCUGGCUUACUGCGAGACCCACUACAACCAGCUCUUUGGGGAUGUCUGCUACAACUGCAGCCGUGUGAUUGAGGGCGACGUGGUGUCAGCCCUCAACAAGGCCUGGUGUGUGAACUGCUUCUCCUGUUCCGCCUGCGGCGGCAAGCUCACCCUGAAGAACAAGUUUGUGGAGUUCGACAUGAAGCCCGUGUGUAAGAGAUGCUACGAGAAGUUCCCGCUGGAGCUGAAGAAGCGGCUGAAGAAGCUGUCGGAGCUGGCCGCCCGCAAGGCCCACCCCAAGGCUGUGGGCCUCAACUCUGCCUGAGAGGCCCCCUGCCUGCCCUCCUGCCUCUCCCUCCCUGCUUGUCUUCCUGCUCCUGGUGCCCCCUUCUGUUUACUGCC
Molecule: messenger RNA, 1251 nt
Organism: Ceratotherium simum simum (southern white rhinoceros)
Lineage: Eukaryota; Metazoa; Chordata; Mammalia; Perissodactyla; Rhinocerotidae
Gene: LIMS2
Product: LIM zinc finger domain containing 2
Biological process (GO): positive regulation of integrin-mediated signaling pathway; positive regulation of substrate adhesion-dependent cell spreading; cell-cell adhesion
Cellular component (GO): focal adhesion; cell-cell junction; cytoplasm
Source: RefSeq, a predicted model, not a curated record